Messenger RNA from Phytophthora sojae, 1353 nucleotides. RefSeq lists its product as hypothetical. Gene Ontology annotation, biological process: protein processing. The record is from RefSeq and is a predicted model, not a curated record. Lineage: Eukaryota; Oomycota; Peronosporomycetes; Peronosporales; Peronosporaceae. Gene Ontology annotation, molecular function: aspartic endopeptidase activity, intramembrane cleaving. The transcript is spliced from 4 exons. Gene Ontology annotation, cellular component: nucleus; membrane. The coding region runs from base 1 to 1353 and encodes 450 amino acids.
AUGGGGAAUGCGCGAUCCAACGCGAGGAGCUUGGCGAGCGUGCACUACCUGAGCGUCUCGGGCGACGAGAGCAACUCGACGAUGUACGAGGAGCCUCUGCUGGACAAGACCCGCGUGUAUGACGACGUUGCGCGCGGCAAGGAGCGGCAAUUGCAGCAGAAGCCUCGCGACGACGCGGUGGACCUCGGGACGGUCAUCCACCAACUCAACAGCUUCUUCGCAGUCGUUUGGCCAGUCUCCACCGCCAUCAUCUGCUCCAGGACUUACAUGUACUACCAAGACAUCGACUCGUCCGAAUUGUCCACAGCCGCAAAGACCGAGGAGGCGCUGCUAAAUGCUCUUUUGGUCAUCGUCUUCAUCGCCUUCCUCACGUUCGGCAUCGUGCUGCUCUACAAGUGCAACGGCAUGCACCUCUUCGCGGGGUACUGCGUCAUCUACUCGGCCGCGCUGCUCGGGCUCAUGGGCUCCAAGCUGGUCAUCAUCGUGCUGUGCGACAACCUCCACUGGGUCGUGGACCGCGUCUCGCUCACCGUCGUCAUGUACAACUUCGCCAUGGUGGGCGUGCUCAGCAUUUUUUACCAGAAGGGCAUCCCAGGGGCGCUCGAGCGUGGCUACCUGGUCGCCACCAGCGUCAUCGUCGCUUGGCAGCUCGCUCAGUUGCCCGAGUGGAGCAUCUGGAUGCUGCUGCUUCUGCUCGGCUUCUGGGACCUCUUCGCCGUCUUGACGCCGGUGGGGCCUCUCCGCUGCCUGGUGGACCUCGUUCAGGAGAAGGGCACGCCGAUCCCAGGGCUCCUGUUCGAAGCCGACGUGGAGCGCGCUCACAUGGACGAGAAGACCAGCGUCCAGACUGAGGCCGUAGACGUGCCGAGGCGGAGAGUUGCGAGUCGUGACACAGUGCCAGAGGAAAUCUUCAUCAAGCGCCUGCUGCUCGCUGGACAGGCUGACAGUACAGUGCAAGAGCGCGGUGCGGUCGAUGCGUCCCAAUUCCGACGCCAACUUCAAGCAUUCCUGUACGACCAGAACUCGCAGUGCCAGAACCGAAGCGAGGAACUCGCUCGCAGCUUCCAGCGCAACCAACUGCGUCUCUGGAGAAACCUCUACAGCUACUACGGCGUCGACUACGUGUCGAGGCUACAGCCGUACCCGGGCAUCCACGUCGACAAGUCCAUCAAGCUGGGUCUGGGCGACUUCAUCUUCUACAGUGUGCUGGUUGCACGCGCGUCUCUCCACGGUUUUGCAGUCUUCGCUGCCUGCUUCUUCAGCAUCCUCGUCGUAAGUGCACCCCGCGUUAUCUGUUUGGUUCGCUGUAUGACUAACUGGGCCUCUGCUUUGAUGCGAAUUUCCAGGGCCUAG